AUGUUGGUUUGCCGAUAUUGGAGGGACGUCGCCAUCGACACCCCAGAACUGUGGGCGGAUAUCUGCGUGAGUCCGCACGACUCCCUUGAGAAAGCGCAUCGCAAGCUCGCACGUUCAAAAUCGGUACCUCUUGAUAUCACGAUCAACUUCACUCCUCGAGUUGACAAUUCGAGCGGCGCCAUGGAGAGUAUUAUUCAUGCGAUGGAUCUUAUCCGUCCUGCGCUUUGGCGAGCAAGGUCCUUUCGCCUCAGUGUUCCCAACAAACCACAGGCACAUGCUGCCCUUCUGCGCUGUAAAGAAGAAGCUCCCUAUUUGGAAAGUCUCUGUAUCCGCGUAUUCCAUUCUAUGCAGGAAGAUCAUUACUCCAGCCCCUGCCUUCCGCUUUUUAAGGGGCACACUCCCCGCCUUCGUUCAUGCUCUUUCACGUCCUUUAAUUUCAAUUGGGACAGGAGAGUUGUAUCAAACCUGCGUGUGCUCCAACUAGGGGGCUACUGGAACGGGUCUUCACCAUCUGUCGACACCUUGCUAGAUAUUCUGCGAGGCUGUCCAGGUCUCGAAGAACUUGCAUUGCGCAACAUGUCGGACGUGGAUCCUGAAACUUGUGUUUCUCUCGAACAUGAGUUUAUUUCUACGAAGGUUGUGAAACUCCCAAGGCUUACCAAGGCAUCGUUCUAUUACGCAGGCAUCAUGCGCACGCGGAUGCUUCUUAGUCAAAUAUCGUUCCCCGCGCUUGAGUCACUCGACUUCUGCUACCUCGACAACCUCACACCAGUUUUGGAGCACCUUCGACAGCAAUCUCUUACUUCCCUUCCACUGAAGUAUCUUCGUAUUGAGUCAAGUUUCUUGAACGAACCGAAGUUUAUAAUACUACUUCAGCGACUAACAUCAUUGGUUACUCUGGAGUUGGUGGAUGUGGAAGAUAUCACAUGCUUCUUGUUGAAGAAUCUUUCCUCGCCGCCUGUGGCACAUCCUUGGGUGUGCCCCAAGCUAGACCGUCUCAAUCUUGACGGGUGCACUGCACUCGAAUGGGAUGCUCUACGAGGACUUGUGGAAUCUCGCCUCUCUGGUCGUCCACCUCAACACUCUUCUGCUUCGACUGCAGCAGCUUCGCGCUCAUCCUUCGUAUCCACCGCCUCUGCCUCUGCCCAUAUCCACGCCUUGUCCCUCAGCCGUUCUGCGACGCCCACAAUGCAGCCUCGUCGUCUAUCGUCGAUUGAUGUUACACGCUGCCAUCAGAUCAGCAAAGAGAUGGUGCAGUGGCUCAAGAUGUACGUCCGCGAUGUUCGCUGUGAGCCAGCAAAGGGGAUAUGGGGAGAGUCUAUACUACCUUAG
Molecule: messenger RNA, 1332 nt
Organism: Suillus discolor
Lineage: Eukaryota; Fungi; Basidiomycota; Agaricomycetes; Boletales; Suillaceae
Exons: 2
Coding region: 1-1332 (443 amino acids)
Source: RefSeq, a predicted model, not a curated record